GAAGCCUGGGAAUGGUUCGAGAGCGUUGGAAGACCGGUGUACUGGUUGGCGCCCAUGGUGGGCCAGUCAGAGUGCGCCUUCCGCAUGCUAGCACGGCGCAAUGGCGCGCACAUAUGCUCCACCGAGAUGAUUGAUGCUGCCGGAUAUGCGAGGAGCGAGAGCUAUCGUGCACAGUUUCCUUUCCAUCCUGAGGACAGGCCUCUGAUCGUGCAGCUGGGGGGAUCGAAUCCUGCCGAUCUAGCGGCAGCUGCAGCCUUGGCUGCUCCCCACUGCGCCGCUGUGGAGCUCAACGUGGGGUGCCCCCAGCGGUGUGCAAAGAAAGGUGGGUACGGAGCCUUCUUGAUGGAGAAGCGCGAGCUGCUGGCAGAAUGCGUCCGGAGCAUGGCAGAUGCGAUACGAAAGUCAAACCCGAAGGCAGCUUGCCUGGUGAAGAUCCGAUGCUUCGAUGAUGUUGCAGAGACAGUGGAGCUGGCGAGGAUGGUCAGGCGAUGUGGAUGCCAGUGCCUGACAGUCCAUGGGCGAACAAGGGUUCAGGGAGGAGGGAAGCGGACUGGAAGGUGGCCAGCCAACUGGGAGUGGAUCCGGGCAGUGAAGCAAGCUCUUGACAUCCCCGUGAUCUCCAACGGCAACAUCCGCACUCAUCGGGACAUCGAGGAAUGUCUUGCUGCUACUGGAGCCGACGGAGUGAUGAGCGGCUGCGGCAUGCUGCGACGUCCAUGGAUCUUCCUCCCGCAG
This is a messenger RNA of Guillardia theta CCMP2712, 735 nucleotides long. RefSeq lists its product as hypothetical. The annotation marks the transcript as partial. Lineage: Eukaryota; Cryptophyceae; Pyrenomonadales; Geminigeraceae. The record is from RefSeq and is a predicted model, not a curated record. The transcript has 3 exons. Gene Ontology annotation, molecular function: tRNA dihydrouridine synthase activity.